Temnothorax curvispinosus is the source of this 948-nucleotide messenger RNA. RefSeq names its product leukotriene A-4 hydrolase-like. NCBI's taxonomy places the organism in Eukaryota, Metazoa, Arthropoda, Insecta, Hymenoptera, Formicidae. The record is from RefSeq and is a predicted model, not a curated record. Gene Ontology annotation, cellular component: cytosol. Gene Ontology annotation, biological process: peptide catabolic process. Bases 92 to 943 code for a protein of 283 amino acids. Gene Ontology annotation, molecular function: metallopeptidase activity; aminopeptidase activity; zinc ion binding. The transcript has 4 exons.
GGCAGGAAAUUUAGUGACGUGUGCGAAUUAUAAUCAUUUGUGGCUAAAUAAAAGUUUCUGUAUUUUUAUUGCUAGGCAAAUUUUAUGUAAAAUGUCGAUUCAUGAAGAAAUGAAGUUUUUUGUCCGACUUGAAGGAGCAAACAAUUUGAAUAAUAUGGUUAAAAAAUUUGAGGAUAAUCGUUGGAUACUAAGACCCUUAUUACCCAAUUUCUCGCACAAGGAUAAGUUUCCUCAUAUAGCUAUUAAUUAUGUUCCUUACGAAUUGGGAUAUGUACUUUUAUAUCAUCUAGAGGAUGAGUUAGGAUCUUCAGAAUUCGAAUCAUUUCUUCAAUCUUAUUUUAAUAAAUUUGCAUUCAAAAGUAUAAACACUGAAGAUUGGAAAAACUACUUAUGUGAAUAUUUUUCUAACAAAAAGAAGGUGUUAGAUCAUUUUACAUGGUGGACGUGGUUCAAUGUUAGACCUGCUUUUAUGAUCCGGAACUUGCCGGAAAUGACUGCAUGGCACAGAGAGUGUCGCGAGUUAGCGGACGAAUGGGUCCAAUUUAACGAAACUUCUAAUCUUUCUAUCUUAAUGGAACGAAGGAGUCUUUGUGACGUUCAGAAAAUAUUAUUAUUAAGCAAUCUACAUACUUUUCAUACUUCGGGUUUGACCGAGGAAAAAUUGAAAUUAAUUUCAGAUUUUUAUAUUUUCGAUAAUGACAGUGGUCAAGUACGGUUUAGUUGGCUGUUAUUGUGCAUUAAAGCUCGAUGGUUUGAGAAAGUUACAACAGCUUUAGAUUUUGCUAUUGAAUUUUGUUCGCCGAAUAUUGCAUGUCCUAUAUUUGAACGUUUGUACGAAUGGAUAGAAAUACGUUCGAGAGUGAUCGAAACGUACAAUCGUCAUAAAGGAAAGAUGUUGCAUGAAACCCAGAUGAAGUUAGAUAAAAUUCUGCACCUAAAGUGAUAUGU